AUGACUACGACAAUCAUACCAGAACCCACACCUCCCGUCCCCGAUGCCCAACGCAGAUUUUCCUGGCUCCCGCGGUCGGCAACGCCGUCCCUUCGCAGCCCCACCUUCCGCCGACGCACGGCGAGCCCUUUUGACGAUGAUGACUACUCGUAUUCCGACAGCAACCCUUUCAGCGAGGACUUCAGACAACUGAACGAGUCCCCCGAAGGAGACCCCUUCCGAGAUGAGAACCCAUUUGAAGACGGGGAGUACGAGCUACCUCCAGGACCGAAGCGAGAGGGAACUUGGACGAAGUUCAAGAAGGCGAUGAGUCCGAGGCGGGCAAUCAGCAAAUGGAAAUAUCGAAAGGUUAAACCUGGUGCAAACAGGACAGAAAGCCCAGAUCAAGACGAAGAAGUGGACCAAAGAGACCCGCACGGACAGGUCUCUUGA
Molecule: messenger RNA, 432 nt
Organism: Colletotrichum chrysophilum
Lineage: Eukaryota; Fungi; Ascomycota; Sordariomycetes; Glomerellales; Glomerellaceae
Exons: 1
Coding region: 1-432 (143 amino acids)
Source: RefSeq, a predicted model, not a curated record